This is a messenger RNA of Quercus robur (English oak), 585 nucleotides long. RefSeq lists its product as uncharacterized. NCBI's taxonomy places the organism in Eukaryota, Viridiplantae, Streptophyta, Magnoliopsida, Fagales, Fagaceae. The record is from RefSeq and is a predicted model, not a curated record. Bases 1 to 585 code for a protein of 194 amino acids. The transcript has a single exon.
AUGUCAGUGGGAAGGUUCUCGACUGAGCUGGACGACAGGGAGUCCAAAAGAACCAGAAUGAUUCCCACGCCCUUAAUCGGGUUCUCGGAAGAGGACAAACAAGGAACCCUUCAACCCCACGAUGACGCCCUAUUCGUCACUCUCAGAAUUGGAGGUUAUGACGUGAAAAUGGUGUUAGUUGAUCAAGGCAGCGCCGUGAAAGUAAUGUACCCUGACUUGUGUAAAGGGUUGAACUUGAAGCCAAAAGACCUGUCGCCGUACGAUUCCCCUCUGGUCAGCUUUGAAGGAAAAACAAUCACCCCGAAAGGCAUGAUUAGGCUACCUGUGCAAACAGACUCAGACGUGGUAGAAGUGAACUUCAUUGUGGUAGAUGCGUACUCCCCCUACACAGCUAUCGUGGCCCGACCGUGGCUUCAUGCACUAGGGGUUGUGCCAUCAACCUUGCACCAAAAAGUGAAGUAUCCGUCAGGAGGUCAAGUCAAAGAAAUAAUAGGGAACCAAGGAAUGGCUAGGCAAUGCAUGGUGUCGGCAAUCUCACGACGACAGAAUAGUGAACCUUCCACUUCAGCCGAGAAUAGCUUAUAG